CCCCUCUCCACCACUUCUCUCCGACUUCGCCUCUCUCUCCUCUUCUCUCCCUCUCUCCCCUUUCUCCCCAUGUUAUCGAUUACCUUUUAAUUUCUUUUGUAUAUUAUCCUUCCCUUUGGACGCUGUGGGUCUUCCUGUGUCAACCCAGCCUUUCUCAAUGAUCGGAUAUGGCGUUCAACUUCAACUGGUCGCCACUGAUGGCGGACGCGAGUUUCUAUACUCGCGCUCAAGAUCUCUUAACUGCCGCUUUGAAUAAAUCGCCGAAACCCCCGAUCAUCGUCGACGAUAUCAUCGUAACCGAGCUGAACUUGGGUUCCAUCCCGCCAGAUCUGGAAAUAUUAGAGAUUGGUGAUUUGGCGGAGGAUCGAUUUCGAGGCAUCUUCAAGAUGUCCUACACUGGCGAUGCCUUCCUGACUCUGAAAACGCGCGUUCAGGCAAACCCUCUCAAUACCUAUCUUCUCACACGACCCUCUUUUGCGUCGCCGCUACCGUUGGCUGCAGCAACUCCCCUCACAAUUCCCCUUCAAAUUACACUAUCCGAUUUUAAGUUGUCCGGCUUUGUGAUUCUCGUCUUCUCGAAACAGAAAGGAAUUACCGUGGUUUUUCGAAAUGAUCCGCUUGAAUCGCUCAAAGUUUCAUCUACGUUUGAUUCUAUCCCGUUCGUCCGCGACUUCUUGCAAAGGGAAAUCGAGGCUCAACUGCGUAUCUUGUUCAUGGACGAACUGCCCGCCAUCAUCCAUCGACUAUCUCUGCGACUGUGGGUUCCUGAGUACAGGGCGGGCGAGGACAUACCAGCUCAGCCGGAGCAAACGGCGGGUGAAGGUCCUGGUCAAGAUCCGCUGGCAAGCCCUCCUCAGGAUCCAGUAGACUCAUUGGGCAAUGCUUUGGAUGAAUCGGAAAUCGCGUCCCUCUCAUUGGAUUCCUCCGUCGAAGCGCAUUCCCUGUUUUCACAGAAGAACCUCCUCCGGCUGGCUGCACUUACGGAUUCUCAACGAACGCUAUCUCUUUUCACUCCCUCCAUCCAGGAAGUAGUUUAUCGGGCAUGGACUUCGCCUUCUGAACAAGGGGACCCGAACGGCAAUGCUACGUCUCCGUUGAGCCCCAUGCUCUCCAGGACCCAUUCUCAGGUUGGCAGCAUGUCGUCCUUCCAGGAUAGCGCCAGCAUCGUGUCGUCCCAGAGUCGAUCGUCAGCUUCGACACAUACGUUUAGUGGCUACGGUUUGAACUUGGGAGCUGGUCGCCAUUCGAAAGCACAUUCAAGGAAGCGCAAGAAGCGCGUGGUGGAUCUACGACGUCCGAAGGCUGCGGAUGAUACGGCGAGUGUGAGCGACGAAAGUGCAUACACAGAGACGGCUAGCAACCCCUCCGUAUGCUCGGCACCCCUGCCCGUGGUCAACGAACAGCCUGACCCCAUCACGCCACCCUUGUCUCCGGAAAGCGAUUUCCGCCUUCCUGCAAUUCCCGAACGGCGUCGCGCCAGUCUGUCGCGGCCCGUACCUCGUCGCGAUAUCGCCACAGAGAUGCUCCGCGAAACCGGAGGGCCGUCUGCGGAGCCUCUUCGAUACCGCCCUGAAUCCGGAGAUGUGGAUGCGACACCCCGAGGCAGUAUCCGCGCUCACGUUACCGCCCGACGUGACAAUGAGAAACAGGAGACUGGUCCCUCACGCCAGCUGCCUUCGACCAUCCUUCCAUUCACCGAGGAGAAGUCCAGCCCCAGCACCGUUGAUCAAGCCCUGGUUGAGCGGCUAGCAGGAGAAAUUGCUCGUCGCAUGCGGGACGAGAAACUGAUGCCCACCAGCUCUUGUGGUGGUGCGUUCUGGGGCCGUCCUGACCAUGAAGAAUAUCCCCCACCAGCCUAUGGCCAGUGAGCCAUAUACACUCAAGCGCUUCUUGAUUGCAUUCAAGAGUUCCUCACAUUCAUUCCACUUUCCUUUGUUCCCCAGCGAGUCUGGCGGUAUUAAUGACUGAUACGAUAUAACUUUUAAUUUGGCAGCCUGACUUGUACUUUUUGUCUUUUUUUUAUAUAUUGUCUUUGUUUUACUCUCUUUGGAGCGAGUUUAGAUAGUUUGUUUGUACCAAAAGUGCUGGCGUUCCUGUUAUUUUUGUGAGUUACCUAUCUGCUUGUCUGUGCAGGAUACCACUUCGCUCUUUCUG
This is a messenger RNA of Aspergillus pseudotamarii, 2154 nucleotides long. RefSeq names its product MDM34 family protein. NCBI's taxonomy places the organism in Eukaryota, Fungi, Ascomycota, Eurotiomycetes, Eurotiales, Aspergillaceae. Gene Ontology annotation, molecular function: lipid binding. Gene Ontology annotation, biological process: phospholipid transport; mitochondrion organization. Gene Ontology annotation, cellular component: ERMES complex. The record is from RefSeq and is a predicted model, not a curated record. The transcript is spliced from 2 exons. The coding region runs from base 168 to 1868 and encodes 566 amino acids.